UGAAGAUGUUUGAUCAACGAAAGCAGUUCAAGACGAAGUUAUGUGCGCUUUAUCAGAAUGGUCGUUGUAAUCGCCAGAACUGUUCUUUUGCACAUGGGAAUACCGAGCUUCGACGAUUUUCAUCCAACUAUAAUGAAGAAUAUUCCUGAAUGAUGAACUUACAAACAUUUUGAAGAGCUCUUCUUGUAUCUUCUUGCAUACAUAGAUGGCUGUAGAUAUGUCCUUGGACUAUUUUGUAGUCCACUAGUCCUGUGUCUGUUUGUGUUUGUACCAUGACUUCUGCACAAGCUGGUCUAUUAUUAUUCAUGAUAUAAGUUUAAUCUAUGGGGAGUCUGAGUUACAUCUCAUAUUUAUGAUAACAUACUUAACUUGCAUGGGGAAAAUUGACUAAUGAUUAGAAAAUGAAGCAUUGCAUGAAGAAAAUUUGAGGAAAUAAAUUAUAUAGUGGUGACACAUUAUCGGCAUCUCCUGUAAUCUAAUUAAUUCACAUCUCCAGCUUGUUUAGUCGGCACACUGUUAUUCCAUUUCUUUAUCUGGAUUCAAUACUCUUAAAACAGAGGAUCUGGAUGCUUAUCUAAUAAUAUGGUCCAUACGUCCAUUGAUUCUGUGAAAGAAGAUAUCAAAGCAUUCAUAUGCAAUUACACAUGGCAUGUGGGAUUAAUGUCGAAUUGAUAUGUUCAAUUUCAACGAUAGGACAUCUGUCCACUUUAUCUUGUUGAUUGUAGCAUGUCCAGCAGUGCGGAUAUUUCAUUUAAAUGAUAAAUUCUUCGCAAUGAAUUCUUCCGAUUGGUUUAUCUUAGAGGCAAUGCUGGUGUUGUUUGACAUAGUAUUUUCUUGGCAAUGUUUUAUAUGCUUCAUUCCAUAAAUAUGCAGAACAAGUGUUUCCUGAAGGAUAUUAAUCAGGCUUACAUGGAUGUAUCUGGCUAUCUGCUAGCUUCUUAUUUCGAUCAGAAGAGUUCAACGAAUUUCCCAAUCAAUUCAUAUAUGAAUUCCACUAUUUAAGUGUGGAUCUUAUGAUAUUCCUUUGUGCUGUUACUUCGUUUUGGCUCUUAUGAUAUUGCUUAUUAUAUUCCUUUUGGCUGUUACUUCAUGGCUACAUGGACAUAGGCAAAAUGGAAUUAUUAACACAGAUGAUAUCAGUAGAUAUCAAAUCUCAUAGCCUUCGGAUGGAUCUUUAUUUCUUAAGCAUCUUGGAUAUGACUUUCCAUUCAAGGUUAUAUAUUAUGUCAUACUUCUCAACAAGAUGAAGAUGUGAACUGUUGUUAAUCCAUUGCUACCUUGAUUACACUUCAAAGAUAUAAGCUACAUACAUGGUUUUACUAUAUCUGUCAUAAUAUGAGGGUGAUAUUUUCUAUCUACUUUUUGCUCUUACAUGGGAGGCACUUAUACUAUUCAUUAUUAUAUUUCUCUUGUUAUUCCUGAUAUUGGAAAGAGAGACUAUUUAGGUAACAAUGACUUGAGGGAUAAACUUGAUAGAAGGCAUUUAUCACCUCCAAGAUAUUCACCGGCUCGAGAGGCAAGAGGUCGGCAGACCAUUCGCGAAUAUAGUCCACUGAGAUCUCCAGAGAAAAGAAGUGACAGAAGACAUCGGAGAAAACAGGAUAUCAGUGGCCAAAGUGAUAUUUCUGGAAGUUUAAAAGUCUCUGAGAGAAUUAAUGAUCCAGUGAAAGAAGAAAAAAUGAUUUCCUCUGGUUCUAGAAAUACUCUUGAGGAUCAGCUGAAGAAAGUACACUCUGAUAUCAAAACUCUUGAGAACCGAAAAUCCCAACUAUCGGUCUGCCUGGAUGAGAGUGUUCAAGAAUUGGAUAGCCUUAAUUCUAGAAUUCAGGAACUUGAGGCUCAGUUAAACAAAGAGGAUGGGGAGUAUAAAAGAAUUACUUCAAAAAUAAGGAAGUUUGUUCGAAUGCACAAUCAGAAAUUGGAGUUGCAAGAUGAACUAAAGAGAUCACAGGUCCGACUUCAAAGGUUCGGAGAUCAGCUUUUCUCAGACAUUUCUAGAAUUGGUGCUGAUGAGGAAGAUUUAAGCGUUGAUAUUGUAAGCAAUGGUGAGAAUACUGGUCUUCCUCCAAUUACCAAACAUAAUUUGGAACAGAACGGCGGAUCGCCUUGCAGAAAAAGGCUGCAUGCAGAACGAGAUUCUGUGGAAGAGUUACAACAAGGGCAUUCAGUGGAAAUAGCAAGAAGCGGAAAGCGGACUCGAUUGAGUUUGUAUGCUCAAUCGAUUGACAAGAGUUGUGAGGAGGCCCCUGACAAUGGAAUUGAAGUAUCUAGGCACCAAGAUCUUGAAGGAAAACACAAGAAAGGAAUAUGGAAUUCUUCUAACAACAUUCAUUCAGAAAGGCCGAAGGAAUCCAGGAUUGAAGUGCCGUCAACCAGCAUGGCAGCUCAUGUUGAUGAGGAAGUUGAUAUUGAGCAUGAUAACGGAACUGAUACCAAUGAAACUGCAAGGACAGAAAAUGAUAAUGGAAUGGCAUUACAGGUGAAGGGCAUAUCUCUCAUGCUUACCCCAGAUUUGAUUCCCCGCAACAAUUAUUCACAGUAUGAGGGUAAAAACGAGAAUGUGGACGUGGAUGGUCUUGAUGAAAGAGCAGCAGAAGCGCAUGUGGACACGGUCUAAUUAGUGUUUGCCAUUUCUAGCUUUUUGUUUUGGUGGUUCAAAGUUAGUAUAUUGAAAGCAUGAAUAUGUUGGAGAAAGCUUUUCUAUUAGGAUAGGAUGCAAGAUAGUUGAACAAGAAACAAAUUACUUUAGUACUUUUCUUUGCAUGGAUGUACUGAUGUAUUCUGUGCUGGUGAAUAUUAAUUAGUUACAGUGCAUAAGUUUAUGACAUUUGUGGUGGUGCUUAAGCUAAGUGUCUAUUGACUGUAGGAUGUGUUGAAGUCAUGAAUGAUUGCACUAUAUAAUCCUCACAUGCCUAUGUCAUUUUUUGGGGUUUUAAAGAACCCAAUAUGUAAUGUUUUUUAUUCAUAAGUUGAAAUAAGCUGAAAAUGACAAGUUACUUUUACUAGUUUA
This is a messenger RNA of Medicago truncatula (barrel medic), 3010 nucleotides long. RefSeq names its product zinc finger CCCH domain-containing protein 13. Bases 1373 to 2617 code for a protein of 414 amino acids. The transcript has 12 exons. NCBI's taxonomy places the organism in Eukaryota, Viridiplantae, Streptophyta, Magnoliopsida, Fabales, Fabaceae. The record is from RefSeq and is a predicted model, not a curated record. Gene Ontology annotation, molecular function: metal ion binding.